UAAAACAUUUUGUUUGUGAUAACAAAAUGAAGAUGAUGAGUAAAAGCUGUAACGGCAAAAUUCUGCUUUUGCUGCUAAUAACUACUUCUUUAACGUCAAUAAUAUCGAAAGGUGCUGCUUCUGCUAAUAAUGCAGACCAAGAGUUGGAGUUUCUGAAUGAGGAGAAGCACCACUUUCAAUCCCCAAAAGGGAUGCUAAGAAGGACUUUUCCAAAGGGUUUUGUCUUUGGAACUGCAACUUCUGCCUACCAGGUUGAAGGCAUGGCUGAUAAAGAUGGCCGUGGACCUAGCAUUUGGGAUACAUUCAUCAAAGCUCCUGGACGUGAACCCAACAAUGCUACUGGGGAAGUGACAGUCGACCAGUACCACAGAUACAAGAGAGAUGUUGAUCUCAUGAAGAGGCUGAAUUUUGAUGCUUACCGAUUCUCAAUUUCCUGGUCAAGGAUUUUUCCAAAUGGAACUGGGAAAGUAAAUUGGAAGGGAGUUGCUUACUACAAUAGGCUGAUAGACUAUAUGCUUAAACAAGGUAUUACACCUUAUGCCAAUCUUAAUCACUAUGAUCUCCCCCAAGCACUUCAGGACAGAUACAAUGGGUGGUUGGGCCGCGAAGUGGCGAAAGAUUUUGCUGACUAUGCGGAGUUCUGUUUCAAGACAUUUGGAGACAGAGUGAAGAAUUGGUUUACAUUUAAUGAGCCUCGAGUCAUAGCUGCUCUAGGAUAUGAUAAUGGAUACUUUGCACCAGGAAGGUGCUCCAAAGCAUUUGGAAAUUGCACAGCUGGAAACUCUGCAACUGAGCCUUAUAUUGCCGCCCAUAACCUCAUCUUGUGCCAUGCAUCAGCAGUUCAGAGAUAUCGCGAGAAGUAUCAGAAGCAGCAGAAGGGAAAGAUUGGCAUUCUCCUUGAUUUUGUCUGGUAUGAACCUCAUACCUACUCAAAAGAAGACAAUGAUGCAGCUCAAAGGGCAAGAGAUUUUCAUAUUGGAUGGUUUAUGCACCCACUUGUAUAUGGUGAAUACCCAAAAAAUUUGCAAAACAUAGUAGCAGAUCGGCUACCCAAGUUCACUAAAGAAGAGGUGAAGAUCGUUAAAGGCUCAUUUGAUUAUGUGGGGGUAAACCAGUAUACCGCCUACUACAUGUAUGACCCGCAUCGAGGACAGCAAAAAGAUCUUGGCUAUCAACAGGAUUGGAAUUGCGGAUUUGCUUAUGAUCGUAAUGGGGUGCCAAUUGGUCCAAGGGCUCAUUCUGACUGGCUUUAUAAGGUACCUUGGGGACUCUACAAAGCUGUCAUGUAUGUGAAGGAGAAGUAUCAAAAUCCAACCAUUAUACUAGCAGAAAACGGAAUGGAUGAUCCAGGGAACCUGACCCUCCCUGCAGGCUUGAAGGAUACAGCAAGAAUCAGCUAUUACAAAGCCUAUUUAGCUCAACUCAGGAAGACAAUGGAUGAUGGAGCUAAUGUGAUAGGUUACUUUGCCUGGUCAUUGCUCGACAACUUUGAAUGGAGAUUGGGUUACACUUCCCGUUUUGGCAUAGUAUACGUCGACUUCAAAACCCUCAAGAGGUAUCCAAAGAUGUCGGCUCGUUGGUUCCAGAAAUUACUUCACCGACAGCCCUGAAUAGUUUUACUUUUCUUCUUUGUUUUGGUUGGUUAGAAAUUGCCUUGUCAUAGAAUAAACUUUGAUUGGUAUCCGAGGGUGCUUUGUUGAUUACCAACCCGUGACUAUGCCUCUUCACCAGCCGUUAUCCUUUUAGUAAUAAAUAAUCACGAGGAUUUUCUUCUGCAU
Molecule: messenger RNA, 1778 nt
Organism: Coffea eugenioides
Lineage: Eukaryota; Viridiplantae; Streptophyta; Magnoliopsida; Gentianales; Rubiaceae
Product: beta-glucosidase 44-like
Exons: 11
Coding region: 27-1610 (527 amino acids)
Biological process (GO): carbohydrate metabolic process
Molecular function (GO): beta-glucosidase activity
Source: RefSeq, a predicted model, not a curated record